Messenger RNA from Penicillium digitatum Pd1, 1104 nucleotides. Lineage: Eukaryota; Fungi; Ascomycota; Eurotiomycetes; Eurotiales; Aspergillaceae. The record is from RefSeq and is a predicted model, not a curated record.
AUGUCAUCUCCUGUUCCAACAGACCCUCGAAUCUUGCGGUUUCCCAGAUCGGACGAGACUGGGUCUUUUGUACUUGUCCAUGUCUCAUGUACUGGCCCUGCGCCGCUUGAUUUGAGCCUGAUGGCUACUGAGGGGGAAUCCCCCUAUGUUAGCUUGGUGAAACAAGCAUGCUUGAAAGACCUCCACGCAAAGAAUUACCAAGGAUCGAACGAUGAAUGGAUUAAAACCGUCUCUCUCAUUUUGGGGCAAUGUUCUACUCCUCCCGAUAGGCCGGAUUGGGCCACUGGUCUCGAAGCUUCUGCCAGCAUAUCGGGCUCUAACGAAGACAACAAGGAAAUUGUGAUCACGAUACGGAAGCGAGUGCAGAAUAUCACACAACGCCUUGGUGCUUUUACCCUCAAGCAAGACGAUGAACAAGCCGUCGAACUGUUUGAAUGGACCGGGAUUACUGCAGUGAGGGCUCAUACGCUAGAGCAACAAGUGUUCAGCCUGACUAGCCGUUACCGCUUUGCCGAAGAUACCAUACGUAGGUUGAAUGAACAGCUUGAGGAGCUCGUGCAUGCGAAAACUGAGCAUGAGAAUCGACUGGUGGCCAGUUUUGUGCAGGUCUUGAACGAGAAAAAGCUUAAAAUCCGAAACCAGCAACGUCUUCUGGCAUCGUCUACCGUCGAUCCCACCAAAGUCUCCGAGAUGCAAGCAAGCAUUCCUGGAGAGUCACAUGAAAUCGCUGAGAAGUCUCGUUCGACAAAGAGAAGUGCUAGCAAGAUGAGCGAUACAGACGACUCUGAUGGGUUUGAGCAAAUGGAUAUCGAUCCAAUGAAGACUGAUCGAGGUACCUCCAAUAAUCAAGACCUCGAUGACGAAGGGCCUUCGACUUCUCAUUCUUUGGACAACGAACCAAGCAAUAGCACGACGGACGACUAUUCGUCACAGGAUGAAACACCCCCGCUGAAGCGGGUCUCUCCAGUGAGAUAUACCGCGCCACCUCAAAGAGAUUUGCCAUUUGCUAAAAAGACCCGCGGGCCUAUCAAGAAAACUGAUUCAACCCAGCCUCGUAAAGAUGCUGAAGAAACCGAAGGAGAGACGGAUGAUGAUGAGCUCUGA